This is a messenger RNA of Colletotrichum lupini, 477 nucleotides long. RefSeq lists its product as uncharacterized. Lineage: Eukaryota; Fungi; Ascomycota; Sordariomycetes; Glomerellales; Glomerellaceae. Bases 1 to 477 code for a protein of 158 amino acids. The transcript has 2 exons. The record is from RefSeq and is a predicted model, not a curated record.
AUGGACAAACUCAGCACCAAAGAAUUAUGGCAACUGAAGCACAACUUCUCAUCAGCCAGAGAAUCGUCCGAAGAGCACUUCUUCCGGUGCUGGAACCACCAGGACUGCAAGACGUCCGCCUGUGUCCCUAAUUCGUACGCGAUUCCGUUACUGGCACCCGCCUACGACGAGAACAUUUGUCCGCACUGGGCGGAACGAUGGGAGUUGCGCACCAAGCCGUUGGGCUGCCAGGUUUCGACUAUUACGAGUCUGACGUCCAUCAUCUCCAUAGUGUCGACGUUCAUCGUGGUCUUGUUGGUGGCCUUGAUCGUGCUCGGCGUCCGCUGGGGGAGACGAAGGAGUAAGCAGGACCCGGACUGGUGGCGGGUGUGGAAGCGUGACUGGAGCCGAGUACAAUUUUGGAAACGACCGCAAGGACAGGACGGCGAACGCGACCCGUUACUGGGUCAAGCGCAAAGCACGCGAGAUAGCACGUAG